GAUACUUGUCAAAUUAUCAAACCUAACCUAAUACGACAGAUCUAACUUAAAAGUUGAGAUUCCGAAUUCAAACCAAUUCAAAAUUUAAAUAGUUACUGAAGAGAAAUGAUCAGAAAUUCGCGGAUUUUGAAUAUUUCGAUAGCCUUUCGUGAUUUAUUCAGAGCACAAAGUUCCACCACCUUUGCCACCGCUGAAAAAUGGGAUUUGCUCACUGCUGUUUGCCUGGAACGAAAGCCAGUCAUUACACCGGCUAUGAAUGAAAUUGAAAGAGAAUACAAACAACUCUUAUCAGAAGUUGAACUUGAGAAAAGUCUGAAGUCGAAUAUCGAACUUCGGCAUGAAGAGGACUUAAAGCAACUUGAAAUAUUGAAGCGAGGCGGAGACUUAGAUGAUAUGGACAGUAAUUUGAAACAGACGGCACAGGACUUGAUGGACCUAUGGAGUGAAGAGGCUUCAAAAUUCAAACCUGCUAGUACAACAACUGAAGCUGAUAAGAAAAAUGAUUUGAAAUCCCUUUCUAGAAAAUUGGAUAAGAGUUUAGUAUUUGUUCUGAACCAGAAGAUUGGUGACAAGUAUUUUUAUAUGCUCCCACAAGAUUUGAGACAGGAUGGGGAAACUUUAAGACAGACUGCUGAACGCACUUUGAAACAAACUGUGGGUUCUGAAGUGAAGGCACAGAUUUUCGGCAAUGCUCCAUGUGGCUUUUAUAAAUAUAAGUACCCAGCAAGUCUUAGGAAAGAAACAGAUAUAGUUGGAGCCAAGGUUUUCAUAUAUUUUGCGAGGUACCUGAACGGCCAUAUAUUUCAAAAGAACUUGGAUUUUCGGUGGUUGGACAAAAAUGAAUUGGAGAAAAUCUUGCCACCUAAGUAUGGUGCUAGUGUAUGUCAGUGUCUGCUUGACGAAUAAUUUAUUUUGUAAAAUCAGGUUUAAAUAAUUAAAUUAAUUGUAUAUUGUUA
Molecule: messenger RNA, 956 nt
Organism: Leptinotarsa decemlineata (Colorado potato beetle)
Lineage: Eukaryota; Metazoa; Arthropoda; Insecta; Coleoptera; Chrysomelidae
Gene: mRpL46
Product: mitochondrial ribosomal protein L46
Cellular component (GO): mitochondrial large ribosomal subunit
Molecular function (GO): structural constituent of ribosome
Source: RefSeq, a predicted model, not a curated record